ACGAAGUGUUUACGAUAUGAUAUGAUUAUGAUAUGACAUGUGAAUGACUUGUACAUACAUACAUAUAUAUUAGAUUAACGAGGACAGUUUCUGGUAAAGUUAGACAAAAUGGUGUUGCUGAAAGAAUGAACGAGCACAGAAUAUGAGGGUUCUUAUGGAUUGCCAAAGAUAUUAUGGACCGAUGUUGUAAAUACAACAACCUACUUGAUCAAUAGAGGGUCGUCAUUGCCUUGAAGUUCAAGUUGUCAGAAGAUAUAUAAACAAAAAAAGAACUCAAGUACUCUCACCUGAGAACUUUUGGCUGCAUUGCGUAUGUUUAUGUUGAUCCAAAAAAGAGUGACAAGCUUGACGUUGAGGCUGUGAAAUGAUACUUCACAGUUUAUGAUUCUGACAUGUUAGGGUACAAGUUUUGGGAUGACAAGAAUAGAAAAAUUCCGAGACAUUGUGAUGUGACUUUUAAUGAAAAUGUUCUGUAUAAGAACUAAGAGAGAAAUGUUUUGGGACAACGAAAUAAGUGAGAGUUGAAGUUGAGUUGGGAAUAAUUCACAUAGUGAUGUUGUAGCAUAUAGUCCAGAAACUUUUGAUACUAUUGUUGAGGAACCUGAGGUAGAGCAAGUGACACUUUAGUAGGUAUUGAGAAGGUCAUCCUGGACUAUCUGAGUACCAGAUAGGUAUGUACCUUCACUACACUAUCUAUUGAUGACGGAUGAAGGGGAACCAGAGCCCUUUGAUGAUGUCUUACAGUUGGAGGAUACAACCAAGUGGGAGCAAGUCAUAGAUGAUGAGAUGAGUUUGAUGUCAAGGCUUCAAAAUAGUGUUUCUCUUUCAUCAACGGAGGCUAAGUACAUGACAAUAGUUGAAUCUGGAGAGGAGAGAAGAUGAUAUGAAUGACAAGCUAUCUAGAAGAAUUAGGCAAGAAGCGCCGCAAAAAGUUUCUUCAUACAGAUAGGCAGAGGUGUCAUAUAAUUGGUGAAGAAUCCGAUCUAUCAUUCAAAGACAAAAUACAUCAGAAGACGAUACUAUUUUACUCGGUUAUCAAAUUAUUUGGAUUUAGUUCAAAUAUAUGAAACUUUUAUAAACUAAAUUAGUUCUUCAAUUUUUCUAAAACUAGUUUGAUCGAGUAAAUGGAGUAUCACCAAGAUCAAAUACGAACCCACCCAUUCAUCCAAAAGGGAAGGGAGGAGCUUAUGUAUUUGCAUGACCCCUAUAGAUUUGACUCUGGAUGGGUGUGGUGGCAACCAAACUAUCCCUUUUCAUUCAUAAAUUGCAAUACCAUAGUUUUAAGCGGAUAUUCCCAAUUCUAGUUUAAUAGUACAUCUCAAAGGCGACCAGUCAAAGCAUUAUGAACAAAGAGGUCAUAUAACCAACUAAUCAUAUACAAGAAAAAAGCAGGGCAUCACUGAUUGACAUAUUUAAAUAAUGGAAGUAGAAAGUAAGAAGCACGUGGAGGGAAGGAGAGAGCCGAAAAUGGUCAAAAUUGGGACAAACAUGGCUGCUUUGGUUGACAAGGGCGGCUUCACCAACCACCAACCAUCACCAACGCCAAGCUUUGACUCCUCACCAAAACCCACCUUUUAGUUUUCACUUAUAAUAAUAAUACAUAAGCACACAGAUUUGGUUCCUACCCCCACAAACCACAUCUAUAUAAACCACUUCCCCCUCUUUCCAUCUCUCAACGCGCUCUCUCUCUCUCUCUCUAGACAUGGCUUCCACUGCCCUCCUUUCUCUCUCUACAAUGCUCAUUGUUUCUCUAGUUACCAAGUUCAUAUUCCCCAUGUCCCCAAUUGCUCUUGGUGUCACCAUCUUCCUUGCUCCUCUUCUUACUUACAUCAUCUCUUCCAUGGCCUUCUCCUCCAAGCUUCCUCCUGGCCCUCUCUCCCUUCCCAUCUUUGGCAAUUGGCUCCAAGUUGGCAACGACCUCAACCAUCGCCUUCUCGCUUCCUUGUGCAACACAUUCGGCUCCAUAUUCCUCUUGAAGCUGGGCUCCAAGAACCUCGUUGUCGUGUCGGAUGCCGAGCUUGCUAGCCAAGUUCUCCACGCUCAGGGCGUUGAGUUUGGCUCUCGUCCUCGAAACGUCGUGUUCGAUAUCUUCACUGGAAAUGGUCAGGAUAUGGUGUUUACUGUUUAUGGUGACCAUUGGCGUAAGAUGCGUAGAAUCAUGACGUUGCCGUUCUUCACGAACAAGGUGGUGCAUAACUAUAGUGGCAUGUGGGAGGAUGAGAUGGACUCUGUGGUUCGUGAUUUAAGGAGUAACAAGAAGUUUCAAUCCGAGGGGAUAGUUAUUAGAAAGCGUUUGCAGUUGAUGUUGUACAAUAUCAUGUAUAGAAUGAUGUUUGAUGCGAAGUUUGAAUCCCAAGACGAUCCUUUGUUCAUUGAAGCGACUCGAUUCAACUCGGAAAGGAGUCGGUUGGCGCAGAGCUUUGAGUACAACUAUGGAGAUUUCAUUCCUUUGCUUAGACCCUUCUUGCGAGGCUAUUUGAACAAGUGCAGGGAUUUGCAGGGUAGGAGGUUGGACUUUUUCAACAAGAACUACGUCGAGAAGCGAAGGAAGAUAAUGGCUGCCAAUGGAGAUAAGCACAAGAUAAGUUGUGCGAUGGAUCAUAUCAUAGACGCUCAGUUGAAAGGUGAGAUAAGUGAAGAGAACGUGAUUUACAUCGUAGAGAACAUCAACGUGGCAGCGAUAGAAACGACAUUGUGGUCGAUGGAAUGGGCAAUAGCGGAGUUGGUGAAUCAUCCAGACAUCCAACACAAGAUUCGGGAGGAGCUAAAGAAUGUCCUAAAGGGAAAGGAAGUGAGUGAAUCGAAGCUUCAUGAGCUGCCAUACUUGCAAGCAACGGUGAAAGAGACGCUGAGGUUGCACACUCCAAUACCGUUGUUGGUGCCACAUAUGAACUUGGAAGAAGCAAAGCUGGGAGGGUACACCAUCCCAAAGGAGUCGAAGGUGGUGGUGAAUGCAUGGUGGCUGGCAAACAACCCGGAGUGGUGGAAGAAUCCAGAAGAGUUCAGGCCAGAGAGGUUCUUUGAGGAAGAAAGUGGGACGGAAGCUGUUGCUGCAGGGAAGGUGGAUUAUCGGUUCUUACCAUUUGGAGUUGGAAGGAGGAGUUGCCCUGGAAUUGUGUUGGCAAUGCCAAUCUUAGGGCUCAUCCUUGCCAAAUUGGUAUCAAACUUUGAAAUGAAGCCUCCAAGUGGGAUGGAGAAGGUCGAUGUGACCGAGAAAGGAGGACAGUUUAGUCUGCACAUCGCCAACCACUCCACAGUUGUUUUUAACCCAAUAAUGGCUUAACUUGCCAACACCGAGUCUCCCUAUUUUAUAUUGGUUUUUCUUUAGAUAUAAAACAUAUAAUUUGUAUUUGAAGUCAAUAGAAUAAAUCCUUUGACUAGAAAUGAUAAUGAAGAACAAGUUUGUUUAGAA
Molecule: messenger RNA, 3412 nt
Organism: Cucurbita pepo subsp. pepo (vegetable marrow)
Lineage: Eukaryota; Viridiplantae; Streptophyta; Magnoliopsida; Cucurbitales; Cucurbitaceae
Source: RefSeq, a predicted model, not a curated record